Molecule: messenger RNA, 3729 nt
Organism: Plasmopara halstedii
Lineage: Eukaryota; Oomycota; Peronosporomycetes; Peronosporales; Peronosporaceae
Exons: 1
Coding region: 1-3729 (1242 amino acids)
Cellular component (GO): cytoplasm
Molecular function (GO): protein binding
Source: RefSeq, a predicted model, not a curated record
AUGAGUAAACGUACGGUGGUCGAGUGGUCACCGCAUGACGCCUCGCUCUUUGCUGUAGGCGCUGAUACAUUGCGUCUGUUUGAAGUGACAACAUCUUCUUCUCUCUCUUCUUCUCGUCAGGAUGCAAUUUCUACAAAUGUAGCACUUACAACACAACGAAAACGUGCAUUUCGUGUCGUUCGGAUCAAUGCAAAAGUCGCUCAACUCAAGUGUUUACAAUGGUAUCCAUUUAAUUCCAAACCUCUACUUAUUGCCACGGGUACAGGAUCGGGUAAAAUUUUAUUAUGUGACUUUGAAGACGCACGAGCUCGUGUUUUACGUGAAUUUGUACCCAAAUAUUCUCGUCCAUGUCAUGCUAUUGCUUGGAAUCCAUCAAUUCCGAAUCAAUUGGCAACAGGAUUUGAAAAAGUUCGAAGUGAUUUUUGUACUUUAGUUUGGGAUUUUACGACAACUAGUACAAAUAAUGGAGGAAGUCAAGGAAUUGCUCGAAGUAGUAGUAGUAGUACACUUGAAAGUCUUGUCGAUCAAGAUAAAGGGAAUAGUACAGGACGAAAAGGUGGGAAUACAUUGACUACAACAAGUAUUGGAGUUGGAGCAAGUGGAUACUCUGUUUUUGAAUCCAAACCAAUGUAUGAAUUGGCAAAUUCCGAAGCUACAAUGGCAUUAUCAUGGGUUCCAUUACAACCAACGUGUUUAGCUACUGGAACAGGAUUCAAGUGGCUACGAGUCUAUGAUUUACGAGGAAAGAAUACGUCACCUAUGAGUGUUGUUGCUCAUAAUAAAGCAGUACUUGGAGUCGUCUUUGAUUACCAUCGACCACAUUUACUAGCAACAUAUAGUGAUGGACCACAAGAACCUGUUAAAGUGUGGGAUAUUCGACAAUUACAUGCUGCAUCUGGACCACUCUUGACAUUAUAUCAAACAAGUAAAAAUCUUGCUCAAGUUUCGUGGUGUCCAUCAAAAUCAGGAAUUCUCGUAACAGCUUCAAUGGAUGAAAAAUGGGUGUCAUUAUGGGAUGUUACAAAGCACGAAAGUGGAUCAUCAAUUGUCAAGAAACCCUUUCGAAGACGGUAUACAUCAGAACCUUUAACAUCAUUUUCAUGGCAACACGUUCAGACAACAAAUAAAGCACAGCGUGAAACAACUGAAAGCAAGAGAUUACAAACUGAUAGGCCGCAUUUAUUAGCUGCAGCAUUUCCAAAUCGUUUGUUAACGGCUUCAAUUACUGGCGAAAUUGGUGAUAUAUCUGUUCACGAUGCAAUGCCAUUAUCGUUAUCUUCACACGGUGAAUUAACGUUUGGAUGUGGUAAAUUGUUAUUUGGUGGUGUAGUACAUGGAUCAAAAGUCAAGACGUCGGUUGAUGAUGAAAAUCACGUUGCAUCUCGUAUGGAAAAAGAUAUUUCAAUUGAAAUGUAUCGACUAGCAAAACAAGGCUAUGCAUUGAAUCUCUCAACAAAUCGCAAUCUUUUUAAUGAUUCAACUCGACGAAGUCGAGCAUUACGGAAUUUAUGGCUUUGGGUUGAUCAAAUUGAAUCGCUUUAUCGAAUUCGAACGUCAGUAUUUGAACAAUCACAAUCUGGAGUUCAUCAAAAUACAAUGAAUAGUGGAGUGGCUGGUUCAUUGCGUGGUUGGCCACUUGAUCCUAAUACUUUAGUCGUAGCUGGUGUAAAGAAUCUAUUGACACUUUCCGGUGAGUCUUCGUCAACACUUAAAUCCAUUACAGUGAAUUCAAGUGCUACAACACAAGAAGAAGCUCGUGAAAAUGACUCAAUCAUGACGAUCGUAUCUAUCAUGAAAACUGAUUCUGUACUUGGUUGUCCAUAUUACGAAGGACUUGGACGUCGAUUAAGUUUAUUAGCAUGUAGUUGGGAUCCAGAAGCUGGUCAACGAAAUAACACAACAACAAAUUUGGAUUCCAAUGUUCCACGAAAUAUUCAUCGUAGUAGUUCAAAUACAUGGACUUCACAAAAAUCAAUUGAAGAUACAAUCUGGAAUGAAUCAAAUCUCUUUGAUCUUGAAAUGAGAUUAACACAAUGUGAAGAAGAAGGAAAUUAUGCUCGUGCUGCAGCAUUAGCAGUUUUUCAUGGAGAUUUACAUGCUGCUGUCACUCUUUUGCAAAAAGGAGCAAUGUGGAUUACACAAUUACAGCAUGACAAGCCGGAUAAAUUAAUUCCGUAUACAUCUGAUUUAUUGCAAUUAAUUGCUAUGUCGAUUGCAGGGUAUACAGCAUCUAUCUCAAGUACAACAAGUUUAUCUUUAUGGUUAAAUAUGACUCAACAACUCUUAAAACGGAGUGAAAUUAUGUCUCAAAGUACCCCUCGAUAUUUUCAUGCAAUGUUAUUGUUCUUAUGUGUGGCAUCGGAUACAAAUGUACGAUCAAAUGUACCCCCUUCUCGACGUUCGAAUACUCGACGACAAUAUGGAAUUAGUGAGAUAACAAGUGCUCAACCAGGUGCUUAUUCUGGUAUUUUAGAUGAUAUUACACUUCCAUUAAGUGAUCGUCUUGCUUUUGCUUGUCGAUAUCUUCCUUCUAAUGAACUUGUGACGUUUCUUACACGACAUGAAGACGAAAGUGUACAAUUUGGACGAUUAGAAGGCAUUCUCGUUACUGGUGUGAAUCAAAAUGGAAUUCGAAUUCUUCAAACAUAUUUAGAUCGAACAGGAGAUGUUCAAACAUUGGCAAUAUUAGCUGCACGUCUAUCAUCUUCAUAUCUUGAAAAGCAUGGAAUAUUAAAUCAAUGGAUUCAAACAUAUCAAGAAUUAUUAAAUCAAUGGCAAUUGUAUCAUGAACGUGCUCGCUUUGAUGUUGGACGGACACAUCAUUCAACAGUUGUAGUAAAUACCCAUCAUGAUGGAUCAAAGGAUACAAGUAUUGUCGUACCCCCUCAAUUAUUUGUUCGAUGCAAUUAUUGCAAUGCAUCACUUUCUUUAGCUGGGUUACUGCGUUUAGGUGGUUCCCAUUCUUCAUGGUUAAAUCGUGCCAAACCGAAACUUACGUGCUGUCCAACAUGUCAAAAACCAUUACCUCAAUGUGCUUUAUGUUUACUUCCAUUUGGAUCGUUAAAUCCAUACUUUGAACUAGCACAUCGAAGGUCAAGACAAACAGCAGAUGCCGUACAGUCGGUUAUAAAUCCACUUUCUAUUGAAACUGGUCGAGUUGUCAAAGAACCAAAUUUGGGUAAAAAAGAGUAUGAAAGUUUGGCCCAAUUAUCAAGUAUCCCAUUUGUGGAAUGGUUUACGUGGUGUCAAGCGUGUAAACAUGGUGGACAUGCACAUCAUUUAGCAACAUGGUUUCAAUGUCAUACAUAUUGUCCAGUUACAGAUUGUAAGUGUAUGUGUCAAUUAUUGGAUGUGCCACUUGUACGUGAAGAACAGAUGCAAUGUAUGGUACAACCACGACAAAGUGUGGAUCAGCAACUUAAGAUUGGGGAUAAAACAAUGAGAAAACAAGCUAGUGCAAAUACGCAACAGUGGCAAGUGGCACAACGUACGACAAAUGGAGCUACAUUUCGUACCCAUUCUUCGGCUCACCUUCGACCAAGUGGUACAUCAAGUGGUUACCCACCACCAUUUUCUUUAUCAAGCAGCAAUUCAAUGGCAAAUUUAACAAGUGGCAUGACUACAAGUGGUACAAGCAACAAUAUACAUGCAACUCUGAGUGAUGGUCUUACACUUAAUACUAGAUUGGAGCAAAUGGAACACGAGAAGACCAAAUUUUCGUACAUGUGA